UCUAACUAGGGAUGCUAACGGUGCGGAUCCAGAGAUGGAAGGAUUUCUCCACCCCCGUUUUAUUUCUUAUCGGGACGGAACGGAUUUAGGACGAAUUAUUAUUAUUAUUUUUUUUUUGGGCUCUCACUGACCAUCUUAUUUGAGGCGGAUCAGAACGGGAGCAAAUCUUUAGCGGAUUUUUAACGAAUUCGGACGGAUUGAAGGAAGAAAAGGGCCUCCCGCCUUCCACUCUAUUUACUUAGCGGAUUGGGACUAAUUCGAAGCAGCCAUCCGGCCCUCCCUCUUCAUCUCGCUUCCGUACGACCUCUCCGCCUUGCAUGCACGCGCGAGGCCGCUUGAUCAACAUCGUCGUCACCGUCAUCUGUGGCCGCCGCCGCCGCGCAUCUCAUCUAUCGACAUUUUUGUUCGUCGUGGACGACACUUCAUCGUCGUUGUUACCGUCUUUGAGAGAAGGUUCCGGUGAAUUGGCUCCCUUUGCAUUCUUGACCGGAUAGCUUAUUAGCUUAGAAACUGUUUUUGAGGUGGAUAAAGGAAGAAUCAAAAACCGUAUUAGGCAUUCUGCGACAGAGUGAAUCUUCAUGGAUUCUACAAGAAGAGAAGAAAAUUGCAGCCUGCUGGGAAAUGGAAUUGUAGGAAUACUUUCCGAGUCCAUUAACAAGUGGGAAAGGCGGGCGCCCUUAACUCCCUCUCACUGUGCUCGCCUUCUGCUCCGUGGAAAGGGCAGAAGUGGAGUCGAACGGAUUAUCGUGCAGCCAAGCAUGAAGCGCAUCCAUCAUGAUGCCCAAUACAAGGAUGUUGGAUGUGAAAUUUCCGAUGAUCUAUCAGAAUGUGGUCUCAUUGUAGGAAUAAAACAACCGAAGUUGGAGAUGAUACUUCCGGAUAGAGCAUACGCCUUCUUUUCCCACACCCACAAGGCCCAGAAAGAAAACAUGCCCUUGCUAGAUAAGAUUCUAGCUGAAAGAGUGUCCUUAUUUGAUUACGAACUGAUUGUUGGUGAUGAUGGGAAGAGAUUGCUAGCAUUUGGAAAAUUUGCGGGGAGAGCAGGCUUAAUAGACUUCUUACAUGGUCUGGGGCAACGAUACCUAUGUCUCGGAUAUUCUACACCUUUUCUAUCGCUUGGAGCAUCUUAUAUGUAUCCUUCUCUUGCUGCGGCAAAGGCUGCUGUACUUGCCGUCGGCGAGGAAAUAGCUACGCUGGGACUUCCAUCUGGAAUUUCCCCCAUUGUAUUUGUAUUCACUGGAGAUGGAAAUGUUUCUCAGGGUGCACAAGAGAUCUUCAAGCUCUUACCCCAUACAUUUGUUGAUGCUGAAAAGCUUCCAGAACUUGCUAUGGCUGGGCACUCUCCUUCAACAAGGCGUGUAUUUCAAGUAUAUGGCUGCAUUGUAACAUCUCGAGAUAUGGUUGCCCCCAAGGAUUCAACAAGAAAUUUCGACAAAGCAGACUAUUAUGCUCAUCCAGAGCACUAUUACCCUAUUUUUCAUGAAAAGAUAGCUCCAUACGCAUCUGUCAUUGUGAAUUGUAUGUAUUGGGAGAAAAGAUUUCCUCGGUUACUGAGCACUAAGCAGUUACAAGAACUAAUGAAGAACGGAUGCCCUCUUGUUGGAGUUUCUGAUAUAACUUGUGAUAUUGGUGGUUCACUGGAAUUUGUCAACAACUCCACAUCUAUAGAAAAGCCUUUCUUCAGGUAUGACCCCUUUAAGGAUUCAUACCAUGAUGAUAUGGAGGGUGAUGGUGUUAUCUGUUUAGCUGUUGACAUACUUCCAACAGAGUUUUCUAGAGAGGCUUCUCAACAUUUUGGAGAUAUCUUAUCUCAAUUUAUUGGCAGCUUGGCUUCAGCUAAGGACAUAAAAGAACUUUCUUCUCACUUGAGAAAAGCAUGCAUAGCUCAUCGUGGAGCACUUACCUCUUUGUAUGAAUACAUUCCCCGAAUGAGGAAAUCUUUAAUGGAUUCAUUACCAAUUCUUACAAAUGGUUUAUCUGGCAAGAAGUACAAUACACUGGUAUCUCUUAGUGGUCAUUUAUUUGAUCAGUUUCUAAUAAAUGAGGCGUUGGAUAUUAUUGAAUCUGCCGGUGGAUCUUUCCGUUUAGUUAGAUGUGAAGUGGGUCAAAAUACAAAUGCUAUGUCCUUUUCAGAACUCGAAGUAGGCGCAGAUGACAGCGCUAUGCUGGAUCAGAUAAUUGAUUCCUUGACUUCUCUUGCAAACCCUAGGUCUAAAGAAGGUAUUCGAAAAGAAAGAGAAUUAUCUCUGAAGAUAGGAAAAAUUAGUGCUUAUUCAACUGAGGAUAGCAUGCCUAGAAAAGAGCAAGCAGUUCUUAUUCUUGGCGCUGGCCGAGUUUGUCGACCAGCAGCUGAAUUUCUAACAUCAAAAGAAAACUCAUAUUGUGGUGGUCUCAAUGGAUGUGAUGUCGGAGGAUUCCAUGUUAUUGUGGCAUCCUUUUAUCAAAAGGAUGCAGAAGAGACAAUUGAGGGUCUAAAAGAUGCAACAGCUGUUCAGCUUGAUGUCAUGGAUUCUGAAAGACUUUCAGAGUAUGUAUCAAAGGUUGAUGUCGUCAUUAGCUUACUGCCUGCUAGUUUUCAUGUUGCCGUUGCAAGUGCAUGCAUAGAGCACAAAAAGCACAUGGUCACUGCAAGCUAUGUUGACGAUUCCAUGUCCAAGUUGGAUGAAGUUGCAAAAAGUGCAGGCGUGACGAUACUCUGUGAAAUGGGCCUUGAUCCUGGCAUAGACCACAUGAUGGCAAUGAAAAUGAUUGACCAAGCGCACAGCAGAAGGGGAAAAGUAAAAGCCUUUACUUCUUAUUGCGGCGGACUGCCAUCUCCUGCUGCUGCAAACAACCCACUGGCUUAUAAAUUCAGUUGGAACCCCGCUGGUGCUAUCAAGGCGGGGAGAAAUUCUGCAAUUUACAAGUUCCAAGGGGAGAUUGUACGUGUUGAUGGCAAUGAACUAUAUGAUGCAUCAAAAAGAUUUCGCUUGCCAGAGCUCCCAGCUUUUGCUUUAGAAUGCCUCCCGAAUCGGAAUUCAUUGACUUAUGGGGAUUUGUAUGGGAUCUCUGCAGAGGCAUCAACAAUCUUUAGGGCUACCCUUCGCUAUGAAGGUUUUAGUGAAAUAAUGGCAACUAUGGCCAGAGUUGGUUUCUUUGAGACAGAGCUUCAUCCGCUGAUUAAAGGAAGUAGGAGACCAACAUUUAAGGAAUUCCUAAAUGAGAUUCUGAAAGUCGGUAGUUCUACACCAAUAACCACUGGUAGCUUCAAAGGAUCUGUUGGGAGUGAUGAAGAACUAGUUGAAAGGUUAAUUAUGCUUGGGCAUUGCAAAGAAAAAGCAACUGCCGUGAGGACAGUCAAAACCAUCAAGUUCUUGGGACUUAAUGAGGACGUGGAAGUUCCAGCAGCAUGCUCAAGUGCAUUUGAUGUCAUGUGUCUACAAAUGGAAGAGAGGUUAUCCUAUGGUAGUAAAGAGCAGGAUAUGGUGCUCUUGCAUCAUGAAGUGGAGGUGGAAUUUCCUGAUGAUGGACCUAGAGAAAACCACCGAGCAACCCUACUAGAGUUUGGGAGGACAAAAAAUGGUAAAACAACCACCGCAAUGGCGCUUACUGUUGGAAUUCCAGCAGCCGUAGGAGCUCAGCUCUUGCUUCAGAACAGAAUCCAACAGAGAGGUGUCGUUAGACCUCUACAAUCUGAAGUCUACAUACCAGCUUUGGAGAUCUUGGAAGCAUGUGGUAUAACUUUAUUGGAGAAAGUUGAAACCUCAUGAAAGGAUCACUUUUAAGACUUUCUGCAGGACAUGCUGUAAAUUUAUUAUUCCUAAAUUCAUGUGCUAUUUGGAGGAUCCUUUUAUAAAUCAGUGAACUUUUCCAUUAUUAGGAAAAAUAUUUGCUAAUGCAGCCUGAGCAAUUUUUGCUCAGGGAUGCUAAAUGUAUGAAGUUGCAUGUAAUCUUCGCUUUCUCCCUCAAUCUAUGUUCAUGAAUGAUAAGAUAAAUAAUGAGUUGAAUGCAAUCAUAGAUUAAGGCUUUAAAGAAGUAAAAAUUUACAGGUUGUCUA
This is a messenger RNA of Ananas comosus (pineapple), 4036 nucleotides long. RefSeq names its product alpha-aminoadipic semialdehyde synthase. The coding region runs from base 579 to 3749 and encodes 1056 amino acids. The record is from RefSeq and is a predicted model, not a curated record. NCBI's taxonomy places the organism in Eukaryota, Viridiplantae, Streptophyta, Magnoliopsida, Poales, Bromeliaceae. Gene Ontology annotation, molecular function: saccharopine dehydrogenase activity. Gene Ontology annotation, cellular component: cytoplasm. The transcript has 28 exons.